This is a messenger RNA of Vigna umbellata (rice bean), 1511 nucleotides long. Lineage: Eukaryota; Viridiplantae; Streptophyta; Magnoliopsida; Fabales; Fabaceae. The record is from RefSeq and is a predicted model, not a curated record.
AUGGGUCAGAUAAUUUUAAAAGGUAAUUCAGUUUUUAUGAAAGACCAGGUACUGUAUUUAAAGGAUAAGCAUGGUCGUCUAGCAACCAAGGAAAAAGCGAAGAAAAACUGGUUGUAUGAACUGCAGCUGAAGAUCUUGCAUAAAAGGUGUUUGAAGCAAGAUAUGACUAGCAAGAGCUUGGAUAACUCCAUGAUGAGAAAUAUACAUCUCGUAGUCUUCAUAUCCUUCAUACUUGAGCCAAUUUUGAUAUCUUUUGACAGCUCUCAGGAAUGUUUCAAGUCUUCAUGGAGCUCGCACAAAUCAGUGCAUCUGAAGGCAAAGUUAUCCUCACCUGACACACAAAAUUCAGGCUCACUCAGUGAAGGUUGGUUAUAUUGUUUGAAGAGUGGGCAGGCUUGGACACCAAAGCUUCCUUACUUUGAUUGGACCGGAUCGCUGCGGCCGUCUCCGAUUUCUAAUAAACGGAUUGUCCCAUGUCAUAUUGAUAAACCUGAUUGGGCUGAUGAUGGAAUUCCAAUAAUUGAGCCCAAUAGUGUUCUGCAGUAUACCGUUGAGGUCAAAACUCCAGAUCAAAUCGAGAGAAUGAGGGAAACUUGUCAUAUUGCAAGGGAGGUAUUGGAUGAAGCUGCUAGGAUUAUUCAGCCUGGUGUGACAACUGAUGAGAUUGAUAAAGUUGUUCAUGAGGCAACUAUUGCUGCAGGAGGGUAUCCAUCACCUCUCAAUUAUAAUUUCUUCCCUAAAUCUUGCUGCACUUCAGUUAAUGAAGUAAUCUGCCAUGGAAUUCCUGACGCAAGGAAGCUUGAGGAUGGUGACAUUGUAAAUGUUGAUGUCUCUGUGUACUAUAAAGGUGUUCAUGCUGAUCUCAAUGAAACAUACUUUGUGGGAAACGUUGAUGAAGAGUCUUGCCAAUUAGUAAAAUGCACAUAUGAGUGCCUGGAGAAGGCAAUAUCCAUUGGUAUACAUCCAUUGCCAAUUCUAUCAUAUUGUGGUCAUGGAAUUGGAGAGCUCUUCCAUUGUGCACCAUACAUUCCUCAUUAUGCAAGAAAUAAAGCAGUUGGUGUGAUGAAGGCUGGACAGACCUUUACAAUUGAACCAAUGAUCAAUGCUGGUGUCUGGCGUGAUCGAAUGUGGCCUGAUGGAUGGACUGUUGUUACAACCGAUGGUAAACGAAGUGCUCAAUUUGAGCAUACUCUGCUGGUGACAGAUACUGGUGUUGAAGUUUUAACAGGGAGGUUGCAGACAUCACCCAAUGUUUUUCCUUGGCUAAAUUCAUAAUUGGGUGAAUCAAUAUGGUGAUAGAGUCUGCCAUUUUCUAAAAUUACCAUAAAUUAACUGGGCAACAUUUAUUUGCUCUAUUUCCAUGGUUGCCUCUUUUGGGUAUCAUGUUUGUAAGGUAUACAAAAAAAGAUAAAUAAAACAUAAGAAAAAUUUAAUUGAGUUGAGGUGUAAAGUGUGAUCAAUGACAUGUUUGUGCAAUUUAAGGAAAGAUUAAUUUUAAUAAUUUUGCCUUA